Messenger RNA from Prinia subflava (tawny-flanked prinia), 2088 nucleotides. RefSeq names its product charged multivesicular body protein 1A (gene CHMP1A). The transcript is spliced from 7 exons. Gene Ontology annotation, biological process: endosome transport via multivesicular body sorting pathway; late endosome to vacuole transport; protein transport. Bases 138 to 728 code for a protein of 196 amino acids. The record is from RefSeq and is a predicted model, not a curated record. NCBI's taxonomy places the organism in Eukaryota, Metazoa, Chordata, Aves, Passeriformes, Cisticolidae. Gene Ontology annotation, cellular component: multivesicular body; ESCRT III complex.
UCCCGAAACGUUCCCGCUGCUCACGUGACCUCCCCCUCCGGCCGCGUCGCUCUCGCGAGAUUCAGCGCGCGCACCCCGGAAGUGGCGUCGGCGACACCCGGAAGCGGCGGCGGAACCCGGAAGCGGCGGCGGGCAGGAUGGACGACACGCUCUUCCAGCUGAAGUUCACAGCGAAGCAGCUGGAGAAGCUCUCCAAGAAAGCCGAGAAGGACUCCAAGGCCGAGCAAGCCAAGGUCAAGAAGGCGCUGCAGCAGAAGAACGUGGAGUGUGCGCGGGUGUACGCCGAGAACGCCAUCCGCAAGAAGAAUGAGGGGCUCAACUGGCUGCGCAUGGCCUCGCGCGUGGACGCCGUGGCCUCCAAGGUGCAGACAGCCGUCACCAUGAAGGGGGUGACGAAAAACAUGGCACAGGUAACCAAGGCCCUGGACAAGGCCCUGAGCUCCAUGGACCUGCAGAAGGUGUCGGCAGUGAUGGAUAAAUUCGAGCAGCAGGUGCAGAAUUUGGAUGUUCACACGUCGGUCAUGGAGGACUCCAUGAGCUCGGCCACCACGCUGAGCACGCCGCAGGAGCAGGUGGACAGCCUGAUCGUGCAGAUCGCCGAGGAGAACGGGCUGGAGAUCAUGGACCAGCUCAGCCAGCUGCCCGAGGGGGCCUCGGCCGUGGGGGAGAGCUCUGUGCGAUCCCAGGAGGAUCAGCUGUCCCGGAGGCUGGCUGCCCUGCGGAACUGAGCUCUCCCUGGGGACGGCCCCGGCGCAGCGGGAGGAGCCGGGACCCCCUCCCGCAGCCCGCAGCCCCCCCUGCCCGGGCUCUUGUGGGGGUGACAGGCGGGAAUGUGGCUGCUCCCCCUGCUGGACUGUGAGGGCUUCGUGUGGGGGCGCUGCUGGUGGUGCCUGGCAGAGCCCCACGUCCCGCUGCUGACGAACACUAAGGGGGUUUUGCUGCUCUCGGGAUGCUGCUCCCCAGCUCCUCCGUCGUUCCCUGUCCCUGCCCGGAGCUGAGCUGGGGGAGGAGUUCCUCAGGAGCUGUUUGGGAGGAGCAGGAGAAGCCGCGGGGUUCCCGGUGUCCGGCGGAGCUGCGGGAAGGGCCCUGGGCUCGGCUGUGGAUCUGGGGAGGUCGGUGCCUUGCAGGAAGGGGCGGUGACACCGGGCUGUCCCCUCCCCGCUGUCACUGUCCCUGUGCCCUUUGCUGCUCCAUGUCCCGCGGGGCCGACACCCCCAGCCCCGUACCAUGAAGUGCCCUUUGGAACACCCCCUGCCCAGCCCUGUUCAUGUCAAUCCACACAUUCCCGAGGCACUGCCAGCUGGAAAUGGUUAUCCCGGCCCUGACUGCCAGUUUGGACCAGUGAGGACCCGUGUCCAGCACUGGGAGCGGACUGCAGCAGCUGUGGCGGCUGCAGACACGUCCCCAAAUGUCCCCCUGCUGGGUGGGUGUGACAGGGAACGCAAAACCAUCCCGGGAGCAGCUCUAGCUCGUCCCUGGAUAUCCUCUGUCCCCUCGCUGCUGGCACCGGGCUGGGGGCGGGGGCUGCUCUCCGUGUCCCCUCCCGCUGCUCGUCCCUGUCCCCUGUCACCUUCCCCUGGGGCUGGAGCUGUUUGUGCCCCUCCCGCGCCAUCGCCGGAGCUGCAGGAUUGCUGGAAGCUCUCCAGGAAGGAAGCGCUGUUUCCUUUGGCUCUCCCGGGAGGAGCCUUCACCUCUGGGCGGUGUCACGGGGGUCGCCUCCCGGCACAAACAUUUCCCGCCGCGUUGAUUAUUUUUCCUGAGUUCAGUGGCCUUGGAGCGUGUGGCUGGUGACACAGGGCCUUCCUCACCACCGAGGAGGAGGAAGCAGCUGUGGUCUACAGCAGAGCGUUGCAUCUUGUGCCACCUCCCGAUGGGCCGGGUGGGAAGCUGGGGGACCCUGGAGGUUUGUGCCUGGCUCCCUGCACGGUGGCACUGGGGACUCCAGACCUGCCCCCGUCCCUCUCCCCGGGCUGUCUCUGUGUGGUUUCGUUGGUGGGGUUUUUUUUAAGCUUGUCUUAUUUGCCUUCUUUUUCCCCAAACUGUGUCUGUGCCCUUCUGUGGGUUUAAAUAAACAAUCUCUGAACACUG